Molecule: messenger RNA, 14366 nt
Organism: Xyrichtys novacula (pearly razorfish)
Lineage: Eukaryota; Metazoa; Chordata; Actinopteri; Labriformes; Labridae
Source: the annotation of a GenBank genome assembly
AUGGCUGACAAAGUGGAGCCUUUCCGACUCUAUCAUAGGAGUUUGGAUCUGGCCCCUUACCUGGACAACAACGUGUGUGAUGCCUGUCAAUAUCAAGGUGACUACAGAUCAAUAUGUGAUAUUAGGGAGAGUUUCCCUGCCUGUCAGAGAGAAUUAACCUCCUCCCACUUGGAAAAUAAAUCAAUUGAAUGGAGCCUGGUAAGUGAGCUGGCCAAAACCACCCUUGACAAAAAAAACACAGAUCCCUGUGAUAUCAUGAAUGCCACUAGCGCAUUUCAGAGUUGCCAGCAACGUGUGUCUCUGUAUGUUUGCAUGUCUCUGUAUGUUUGAAACAGAGAAUUUGUAACAGUGUUAAGGCCUAUUUUUGGCCCACAAUGAGCAGGGGGCUGAAAAUCUUGCUAUAGAGGAGAAAAUCCUUCUGAUGCAAGUUACCCACAGCAGAAAAAGGGGUUUUAUGUGGCGCUUUUAUUUCAAGUGCAUACAUGAGUUGGGAUAUUUUCCCUCUUUUGUAGAUGCUUCACACAGUAACUGUGCAGGUCUAUGUAAUUGGACUUGCACUGGCUCUGUUUACCAAUUUACUUGUUCUGAAGGAUGCCUAAAUGAUGCCAUUUUGUUUUGAUAGCAUCCAGUUUGUUCACUUGAACAACUGUAGUUUUGUGCAUAUUGGCAGACAUCUGUUUGUAAAACUCUGCUGUGAUUUUUACUUUGUCACACACAGUAUGCUACAAUUAAGACUUUGUCUGGAGAAACGGCACAUAAAAUAAAUGAUUUUUUUUUUUUUUUUUUGGGGGGGGGUUUGUUUAAAUAAUGAAAUCUUAGAGAGAACACUGGUCUUUUAAAGGGAGUCCAAUGUGCAGAUGACCUUCCCAAUUUCACAGGAAGUCCCCACUGUUACUGAUACUGUCCUUCUAAGAAAGUGUUUGCUGCUCAUGAGAACAAUAACAACUCCAUAUUUGACAACAGACUGGGAAAUUACUGAUGCGUCUGGUUGUUGGUUUCUGGAGCACUGGGGACUCUUCUCAGCAAUGAGUAUUUGAAAGGUGUAAUGUAACAAUUCCUCUGCUGCGAUUGAAACACAUAACUACAUCCAGAGCCGUGACUAUAAUAGCCAUGUUCACCACAUACUGUCAUCACAUUGUUCCCCAACCCCCAAAUGUAAACUGCAUUAGUUUUAAUAGCAUAAAAGCUUCGCCUGCUUGUCUGUGAUUUUAACCUUUAGUUCUAGUUAGAGUGGAAGCUUUAAUCUUGAACUCUAUCUUGCCCUUUAUUAUGCAAACUGCAAACUUAAUUUGACCACCAAAAUAAUCAAGUACAGUUUAGCAAGAGAUGGGACGGUGUUAUGACCAUUCAACCGCUUAUUCUCUUAACAGCAAGAACUAAACAAGGACUCCACAGAGCCCUUUUAAAGGAAUGAGAGUGUGGUUUUUAAUUGCAUUUGGUCCAAUUUAAUUAAGAAAUGCCAGAGAAUCCCCUAUGGUAAUUACUGAUUAAAAAGCAGGUGAGGCUGACAGGCAUGGCCAUCAAAAGCUACCAAGCUUGCAAUCCAAUCACUGCUUGUCAUCCAAGGACACUUAAGACUCAUCUGGGUGCCAUAUUAAUUUGAGCCCUCAUCUUUAGUUCUGUGUUCUAGCCUUAAGUCAAUCCCCAAGGGAAUUGAGUUUUGUGCGCCCCCCUCCCUGUUCACUCAAUGUAGUUGUCUUUUUUGUGAGCAUUUUCUCAUGACCAGACUCCAAAGAAAAUACCCCCAAGAACCAGAGCUGUUUUUGAGUGUUUGCAUAUGCCUUUAAAACACAAUUUCACCAGUGUUGCUUCUAAUCUCAGUGGUGCCUGACUUUACUUUGCUCUAGUGCCCUUUGGCUGCAAGUUUUCCUUUUCAAUUGGGCUGCCAUGCAGUCUACUGUGAAGGGAAAAAAGCAUCUUGUACUCAGGUAAAAACUGGAAUCACUUCUAAAAUCACAAACAAGAUGCUUCCUCCAGAAUCAAACGGCAGUGCACCAUGGCAUACUUCCCUGCUUUUUACCCCCAUUAAACAGGAUAAGAAGUGUGAGAGUGUGUGAAGUCAUUUGGCUGGAGUCGAUAUUUACCGCCAGUCUGUCUUAUCAUACUUCAGUUCCUUUACUUGAUUCAGGCAGUGGUUUUGAUUUGUUUACUGGCAGACUGGUCCUUUGGUCACUUUGCAGCUGCAGAAAAAAUGUCACUCAUUCUUGAACCACACCUCCAUCUAGUGGAGGACGGAAAUAUGGCCUCUUUGUUUAACACACCACAACCUCACUUGACUUCUCAUUACUAUUACAUGUUUAUCACUUUCCCAUGGUGAACUAUGUAUUUACUUUCUCAAAUGAUCUUCUAGUAGGGGAGACCUGGGCUUGUUGUCACACUUUUCACACUCUUAUUUAUUUAUAUAUAUAUAUAUAUAUAUAUAUAUAUAUAUAUAUCUUGAACUCAAUACAUCAUAUAUAAACAAAAUGUGUACCAGAUUAAAGACCAAAGUCUCAGGAAUAUAUUUCGUAUUCAUGUCAUUUCAUAUCAUGUGUUAGAGCAGAGUUAUAAGCAUCAAAUAAAAAAUUUGAACAUGUGACUUUUUGCCCCACCAUAGGGAAAGUUGUCUCACUACAUGGGGUAAAACGUCACAGUGGAUUUUGCAGCUGAUAAAACAAGGACAAAAUUAUUGCUGUUCUCAUUUUUUUACUUUAAAGUGAACAUCAAAGUCAGGCACAGAAAAUGUUUAGAGUUAGAGUUAGAAAAAAUCAUUGAACUUAGCCAUUGAACACACGUUAACAUAAAAUAUUAUGCAACAUGCUCUAGAGUUUGGAGAGCUGUCUGACUCUGUAUUUCAGCUGGGGUGAAUGUUUUGCAGUACCGAGCCAAGCUAUAGUAGUUGACAUUAAAGUCCGUUAUUGUACUCCAGAUUGAUUUAUUAGCUGGGGUCACCUGCCUGGCUGCCCUCAACAUCACGUCAGGUACUGCACUACCAAGUUCUGUUUUUCUUUUGUAAUUCCUGACCAUGUCUUUUUGCUUUCUCCUCUCCUUUAAGCAACUCUUUUUUCUGUAAAAGUAUAGGCAAAAUUUCAUUAUGACAACUGCUGAUAAGCAGACUCUCUAUGUUCCUCUUAAUACCCUUUAAACAUGUGACAACUAACCCCAAAAUGACUGAGACAUGAUGCCCCAAACUACCAUGUUUGCUUAUUAAAGCUCAAGCUUAAAGUUAGCUUAAAACAGAACAAUGACUGAGGUAUGACAGGAUGCCUUAGUCUCUCCAUGAACAAGUCCACAUGUAUCACCCCUAGGAUUUCAAUCUGGAAGACACUCAUUUUAAAAUAUAUAAAGUAUUUUUUUUUCCUUUGGGUUGUGCAUAAUGGUUAAUUGGCACUCAUCUCAGCUCACAAUGUGUUUUUCUCUUCUCAGACAGGACACGACCCCUAACCGUGUAAAGGAAGAAAACUAGUAUUCCACUUUUUAGUUGCGCCCUCUGGUGACAAAGAUAAUGGCAAUGUGACAACUUAAACAGGGUACACACAUAAAGAUAAUUGGGCUGUCUUUGUCCCGAUUUUCCCCCUCCUGACCAAGAACAACAAUCGGAAGAUUAUCUUAUGUCUUCUAAGAUUAUCCUAUAAGAUUAUCCUGUGGUCUGAGGUGUAUUAAGAGUGAAUUUGUCCCGAUAAUUGGGUCCGAGACAGGUUGGGGCCGACAAUUGUAAAUAUUAAACUUAUUCAAUAUUUAUGACCAAAAAUCUUCAUGUGUGUGGAGAAAGCCAACGACUCUCAAGACAUGACUCUGUGAAUUGUCACAUGAAACGGAAUUUAGCCAAUCAAGAAGCGAGCUGACUGAGGAACAAGGAACCAAACAAAGCAAUCAACACAUAAUAUAAUGCAAUAAUAAUAAUCACACCAGCCAUCAGCUUAAUUUGAGAAGAACUCACCUCUAGCUCGCUCAGUAGACCAUGAAGUCCGCGUUCACGAUGUCUCCAAGAUUUUUUCCACAGUCUUAUUUUUUUUUUUAAGUAUGGGAUUUUUCUGUCAAAAAUACUCCCAAAACCACCAUCAUUCCCUCCUCUUGUGUGUCCUCUUCCAUGUUGUGUAUUGUGUUUCCCGGUUUUUGCUAUGUUUCUUCUUCUUCGUUUUUGUUAGAUCACGUUUUAUCGCACGGGAUUUCUGUCUUGGAGGACUAGAUUCUAGAUCGUGGUGGAACAGAAUCGUUUUGUGUGUGGUGUACUGUGUUGAGAUUGUCGGAGCACACCACACAGAGUACGAUGAAAACUAUUCAAUGCCAGAUUUUUUAUCUUCAUGUGUGGGGUCUGUAACAGAUAAAAAAUCAAUUCUUAAAAAUCCUUAUGCGUGUACCCCGCUUUACCCAUGUGACAACAAUCCCCGGUCUCCCCUAUUUUUUAGUAAAAACCCUUCAAGCCUUCCUUGCAUACAAGUCUGAAAUUGGCUGCCUUAUGUGGGUGCAUCUUCUCAUGCGUUCAGCUGCUCUCUAUGUGUACACUGUAUUCUAGCUGCCUCAAAGGCCCUUGUUUUAGGAGUUAAACACAUCAGAAUAACAGGCUAACAACGCUCAACAGAGUGUGCACACUAAAUAUUUUGGUGUGAUUCAGACUUCCAGGCUUUCACUCCCACUCCACCUAUGUGCGUGCAACUACAAGAAUGUGUAAUGUGGCAGUUUGGUGUGGGAAAGACCUUGGGAAGAGCGUUUUCAUAAGCUGACAGAAAACUAUUUGUGGCUGAUAGACUGCACUGGCCAUGAAAGCACAGUGGUGUUUACGCUUUUACUUCAUUGCACUGAGCCGCUCUCCAGAGCCUGUAAAUUACACCACAGCACUGCAGGCUCACUUGUUGAAGCUGCUCUCUCUUUUUUAUUUGGCUGUGCGGGCGGAAAUAAGCAUGAUUAACUGUUUCAUAUUUUCUCAUCAAGGGUGGGAAUAAUCCCUAUGGUCAUGUAGUGUAGCUUUAUACGCGUUGUUUACCUCUGAGCAAGGCAGCCUGGGGUCAUUUCUAGUAGGUAGGCUAUCUUCGGUGUCUGCGCGCUCUGACCAGCAGUACCCCGCCCCCCUCCUUUACUUUGCUCCCGUGCUCCAGUCCUGAGACAAAACCAAGAGGGAGCACAACUUGACUGAGUACAGCUGACUAUUCAGUACCUCGAUAAAGUUAUUCUCACUUCAAAGAAGACUUUUUGUUUUCUAGUUUGAGUUAAAAUUUUUGCAUGCCAUUUUGUGUUUCAUCGCUCGAAUAACAUCUGAAAACUUUUCGGCAAAGUUCGGCUCAUUGGGCGGAGAGUUGGCUAAAUCUAUCCACACAGAGUUUAUAAAAGGCGAAUACACGGUAAGUUCCUCAAAAUGUUCCGACUGAAACUCCUUUAAAUGAACGACUUUUCUCAAUACAUCUGGCAUGCCUCUGCAGCCAUAAAAGUUUACUUAAAACACUACAAUUUGCAUAAAAAGUCUCCCGUGUUUACAUGUUUUUGCAUGCAGAAGUUCUACCUCUCUUGCUAAUAAACCGGGUAUCCUGAACAGGAUCUCCACCCCCCACCCCAGAAAUGAACGUGAAUGCGUGUCUGUUAAAUAACACAAAAAUCGGCUGAAGUUCAAUUCACUGUUUUUCUCUCCUGUUUGUGUGUGAAUCACGCGGAGUAAGUGAAAGUGUUUUCGUUGGCUCGGUUAUAUCCUGUGUGGGGGACAUGUCGCGCCAUUAGAGAAGUGAAAAACAGUUUCCUGUCACACUUUUUACUGAGAGCGGCAUUUAAUAACGCACAGCAACCCCCAACACUUUAGUGCGCCCUGUUUUCUAUCGCGUUAAUUGGCGAGAACGACAACGUGAAUUCGCAAGUGAGCUCGCGAUAAACUGUGAGUAACAAAAAAAAAGCUAUCCUCUUUUACCCGUUUUUACUUAUCUCAGAGUUUUGUGUUUUCUUAACAGACUUUCUUUCAGCAAAUUUAUGAUGAAAACAUUAGGAUAAAAUCCAAAAAGAAACCAAACUGCUAAAUUUUAAGAAGCUAGCCUGAUAGGGGAGAGUGGGGUAAGUUGAGCCAAAGGGUAAUUUGAGCCACCAUUUUAGCUUAGAGGACUAAUAAAGUCAUAAUAGUUCUGGGGUAAGUUGGGCCAUUUGGCCAGGGGUAAAACUAAGAAAGUAAAGGAGUCUGAUGAGAGGAUCAGAGUUUUAGUUCAGAUUGUUGUUAAUGUGUUACUUCUUCUUUUCAAAAAUACAGCUGUGAAUGUUCUGAAUCACUUAAAGACAUUCUCAUGUUUUUAGCAGUUAUAUGCAAUAAUAAUAAAUACUUAUUGAAUAGCAUAACAGAUAAAAAAAACACAUGAAUGUGAAGAAGUGACUGUUAUUUGGGGAGAGAGAUGUGAGGUAGGGCAGGGAUGGAGGGGGAGGGGGGAAGCCUCAACCUACCCCACUCCUAUGGUCAACUUACCCCGUACACGGGGUAAGUUGACCAUAGGAGACCACUUUUUUUUUGGCACACUAUAUUAUCAGGACAGUUAUGUUUACACUCAUUCUGUUGGUUUGCAGGGAUGCACAACAUCCUGAAAUAUAUGCAGAUACACUAGGUAGAGACAAAACUAUGAUUGCCUUGAUGUAGUGAUCUGAAAUAUGAAAAAUGGCUCAUCUUACCCCACUCUCACCUACUCGUGCCAAAUUCUUGAUAAGGGUAAAUUGUCAUCUGAUUUUGCCUGAUAUAAAUCAUGUCAGCAAGUACCAUUUUAUUAAAGACUGCCCUUGCUAAUCCUACUUUUUUUUUUAAUCCAUGCUAAUAAUUUUUCUUUGAGUGUUGCUUUCUGGGCUCUUUCCUGUCUCCCUUUUAUGAUCUCCUCAUGACUCAGACGGCCAACAAACAAGAUUAUUGGUUUGGUUCCUGUAAGAAUAACUUGCCCUGUAUUCAUUUGAUUAAACUUGAUUGGCAGGCCUUUGUUGUUAAUCCUGCUUCUGGGGUUGAAGUGCUCCUUUCUCUUAGCUCCAUGUUCACACCCCCCACUUCAGUCAUGCAUAAAUCCUUAGCAGCGCUUUGGGCCACAGAGGGAGUUUUUGGCUUCGCUAACGUAGGCUUUGAUCGCUGCAAUCCAAAAUAUUUUAUCCCACUGUUGAGAUUUUCUGCUAGGGUAUUUAUUACUUUUUUAUUUUUGUCACCAUGUUUUAGGAUUAAUUUUGUUAAAUCUGGCUGAAAAGCUUCGAAAACUCCUUCCACUAGAGUCUUCUAAUUGAGCACCUUCUGUAGCUCUUUGCUCUGGUCACAUGUGGCUGUCUGGUAGUAGACCCUUUCAGCCUGUAAGCAUGUAGGUCGUAACAGAAUCUCAAAGAAUGUCCCAACUAAUAAAUAGACAGAAAAACAGCGCUGGAAGAUUUCAUCCACCGUAAGUAAGCUGGAUGACCUAGCCAACGAUUGCAGACCCACUGACCAAAUAUCAUAUGCAACUCAACACCACCCUAGUUUAGUGCCCCAUCUACUGCCAAGUGCCAUUAACUGAUGAGCAGGGCCUGAAAUAGACCCUCUUUCCUUACCCUGAAUAAGGAGGCCAUGUUAUUAAGACACAUAUUCUGAUAACAUGGUGACCCUGUAAUGGGGCGUUUGGCCAAGACCAUCAAGUAAAGCCCCUCUGCUGACUUAAACCAUGAGAGCCUGUUAUUCCAGCCGAUGAAAACCCCCCUCUACUUCUCCAUUGUGGCUUCUAAAGAACCUCUCUGAAAUUUUAUUUCCUCUUUUUUUUUUGGCCUUUCAUUGAAAAUGUAUUUGCUCCGAGAUACGUCUCUAGCCUAAACUGUAUUUUGGCUUCAAUUUUGUUUGCAAUGGGAGUACAUUACUGUGCUUAAAACCAACAACAGGUAACCCGCACAUGCCUGAAUAGCAGAAAACAGAGGCCUCUUUGUUUGAAAGGUGGUUUCAGUUGCUUCUGGAUCCCUUUUUGACCUGAGGGAGUAAGAUUGCCUGAAGUUUUUAUCUGCGUAGCACAUAAAUACGCCUAAACCUUCUAUAACAGCAUCACAGUAACAUCAUAAAAGAGCAACAAGCGCAAUAAUGUGAGCACAUUCACUCAUAGGGAUGGUAUGAAGACAUUUAUUACUUGUGUUUAUUUCAGGUACGAUGGAUGCCCUGGUGUUGGUGGCGUUGAGCUCCUGGCUGGCUCCUGCACUGGGUGAGCAUAAACAGCCUCUUUUCUGUUCCCCCUUAAAAACCAAUCAGUGUGAGGGUGCUGUUAUUUUUUUUGUGGUGCUUCAGUUUUUCUGUAGUGUUAAUUUCAGAGACUCCUUUAUUCUAAAACCAGCUACUGUGUCUGUGUAACAGGAUCAGCAUUUGGUAGGGAAGUUCUGGGUAAGUUUGCUGCAUUGGAGUAGUUUUAGAGCAGCAGUGCAUGGCAUGUUGAUAUCUAAACCUUGUUUUUGUUGUUUUGGCGGAUCUCUGUUUCAGUUUUUUCUUUUUCUUUUUUGGAGUGCAGAGAUUUUUUUUUCAGUCUCAGUUUUUUUUUUAGUGUGGUCCCCUGACAAAGGCCAUGUCAGAAAAGUGUAAAUGUUUCCACUGUACUGCAGUUUGACUAAUCAUUUAUUCAGACUCUUGCCAAGUUUUUUCCAUUGUUAAUGCAGGUCCUGGGCUUUGGUUUGCUUCUCUGAGCGCCCUGCAUGCUGUCAGUCCAGCUUGAUGUUAAGCAGCUUUGCCUUCACUCAGAGCCUUUCCACCUUCUCUGACUCUGAGGUCUGUUAGUGCCAGACCUCUUUUUAAAAGCUUGUUAAUAUGUUAAAAUGUUUUUUGUUUUUUUUUUGGCUUCUUCGAGGAAGCGUCCAAUAUUAGUACUGUGCUGCCUCAUAAUGAGGUCAGUGUUAACCAGCUUUCUAACCUGGCUCUUCUUUAAAAAAGAUUUGGAGUGUGUAGAAUAUUAUUCAGAAUUUGGUGUUGUAUUUUUCCUCAUAUGUGAAGAUUUGAUUGACUCUUACAUCUCUUGUAAGCAUGUUUCUUUCCCUCUCACAACGAAACUUUUGUUGAUGAGCUGUUGGAAUGAGCUCCGAAAACAAACUUUUUAGAAGAUAAACAGAUUAUCAUCUUACUGUUUCCAACAUCAGUCGUCCAAGUUUAGAGAUAGGCUCCACUGUGAGGACUGCCUGACAUUUAAAAAGCUGCUCACAGUCUGUUCAAUAUUUUAAUGAGAGCUGUAAAAAGCAGAACACAUUAAUGAUGCAAAAUGUUGCAGAGAACAAGCAGAAAAGUAUUUCCCUGACCCCCCAUGUGCUUCUCCAAGGUCACAUUGUUCUCACUUCUAACACUGCUGCUCAAAUAAACAAAGUGUAUUUGUCUUUAUCCUUAUUCCAAGUGAAGUUAUCUCCUUAAUUAUUUGUGUUUUUUUUCUUUCCAUCACUAAACAUAAGGCUAGAAUUGUGUUUUUUGGCUAGUAACCAAAUGCUGUAUGCUUCCCAGUAACAUUUAAAAAGAUGAAACGUGAACGCAGCCAUCAUGUUUUUCCACAUGGGAGAGGAGAUGUGAAAGUGCAGGCUGCUCUUUACUUUCCAUAUCCCUGAGAGUAAGCAGAGAAAAAACAGAUUAGAGAAAUGAAAUAGUUAGAAAGAAAGCUAACAAAACAAUGGAUAGAGGAAUCGUUUGAAGUUCUGGUGCACUAGGGAAGUGAUUUUUAUUUGACAGUGUCAGAAGUUAGCUGAGCACACGAGCAUUUAAAGCUUCUCAGGGGAGUUUAGAGCGGGCGAUGAAACGGAUCAAGACUAAUCUGAUAAAUCUAUAUGACCUAUGAGAGCAAAACAGACCAUCAGCAAAAAACAUGAGUUUUCAGUGGGGUUAUGUGACUGGCUAAAACUGCUGUCGUUCACUGAAAAACCUUUUAUUUAACCAUAUCAACCACAGAAGAGAUAAAAACGGAUCCCAACUGUUACAAAAAGUAUGAUAAUUUUCUUUUUUUCUUCAAAACACCGUAUUUUUCAGGCAAUAAGACGCACCGUAUUACAAGGCAUACUGUGAAUUAACGUGUUUAUGUUCACACAUAAGGUGCACCGGAUUCUAAGGCACAUUAAGCAUUGAUUGGUUUAUUGUUGCGAGCAUGUUCUCCGGACCCGGGCUUCCUUACAUGAAUGCACAGUCAGGCAGUCUUGUUGACUACUCAGGGGUCCUGUUACGGGGCAGAUCAGGUAGUGACACAGCGUACCUCAAUGCUCCAUUGAGCGAAGCAGCUUCGUUGCUCACCAAAGUCACACUUACACAUUUCAACAGAUUUUUGAGCACAUUGUACCACAUAAAAUCAGUCAGUCAGCACAAGUAACCAUACAUAAGACACACUGUCAAAUUUUGAGAAAAUAUAAGGAAUUUAAGUGCGCCUUAUAGUCUGAAAAAUAUGGUAACACUGUUUACAGAACUAGCAGGGGGUUGCCAAAAACACCCUGAAAAUCCCUCACAGAAGCUUUAUUUUAAAGCUAACCUUUUUUAUAAGUUUACAUACUUUACAUACAAACAGAUGACAUGCCUGUACUGAAGGAACGCUGCUGUAUGUCUACAUGGAUUGAAGCCUGAGGCUUAGCUUUCAGCCUCUCUGAAGACUGAAUUCUGUCCGCUGCUACAAAUGUCACCAUUUGCUUCCACCCUUCUAUAUGAAUGUGUUUUAAUGACUAAUGAUUUUCUCUUUUGUUCACAGCUUCAGCAGCAGAUAAUGAAAAAGGUGGGUAUUAUUCGAACAGAAGCACGGGAAAGUCAAAUUAAGAUAAGCUGAGCACUCGUUUUAGCCGACAUAUAAAUUAGUACUGGCACUAAAGGGUCUAAUGACUAGAUGAAUGACCAAGGCCCUAAAACCGCUGAAUAGUUGUCACAUCAGGAGUACUCUGUGAAGUGUGUCAGCAGCUAAAUCUGCUUCUCAUUUGUUUCCCCUCUCUGUUCUCUCCUGACAGACUAUGACAGCGCUUUUCAGUACGGUGAGUGCAAAGCAGAUAAACAUGUUCUUCUAAUGACUGACCCGGUGCUCUGGAAACAUCUGGGAGGCCAAGAUGAGUUCGUGCAUUUUCCACUUGUUUUUCCAAGAGUGAUGGAAAUCUUUCACCCCAAGGUCAAGAUUCUGGGGCACCCCCGCUGCAAAUACAGCUAAUUCUGUCUGCUGAAGGCUUAGUUUAAGUCCCUUUUCAGCCAGCAAAGAGCACAGUCUGAUUCAAAAUCUGCACUGCUAUGUUGUCACGAGCUUACAUGAAUAGUGUUUUUGUUUUUAUCCGUCACUAAUUUGGACAGGAGGCAUUUUUGAUAGUGUUCCUCAUACUUAUUUGUGCUGUUUCAGCCACCGCCGAUGCCUUUACUGAAGGCUACAAAAGCAGUGGUUCGCAUCCGGGGGUCAGGCCUCUCAGGGUUCCCAAGAAAUAAACAGGAAUAAGAGAGACAAUCUCACCCCCCCAGCAAAGUUCUGUGUAUUUGAACUUUGACUCUUUUGGUCUGUUUAAUCUUUUUUGGGAAAUUCUGGAUACUGUGUUUUUGCGCCUCAAGAAGUUAAUCAAAUAACAAUCAAAGAAGGAAAAACAUCUCUUAUAAAAAUUCAAGUAGACAAACAUCCUCUCAGAUUGUUGGGGGUCAAUCAUCAACAAGGUUAGAAAAACUGAUAAAUAGACUUUUUUCCGCCUCAAAACUUUGAUUUAAUGAAAUUGUGGCCAGUAUUAGUUUGUCUAAAUUACCCUUAAGUCUACAGUUAGCUGCAGAGUUAAAGUUGACCAUGUUUACUGUUGUGGCAGCUGCAGCUCUCUGGUAUUUGUGGUGUCCCAACAUAUUCAUUGUGGUCUGCUAAAUAUUUUUGCAAUGCUGGUCUUGGAUCAAAAUGUGGCCCCAAGAGUCCUCAGAGGGCUUUUAAAUCAUGCAAAUUUUAUCUCUGGAAAUGUUUAUCUGUUACCCUUCAUGCUUUAUGAAAUAUUUUAUUCAUUUCAGAUUAUGAAUCCCUGAGGAUUGGAGGCUUGGUUUUUGCAGUGGUGCUCUUCCUGAUGGGUAUUGCCCUCAUUGUCAGUAAGUCUUUGACCCCCUCACACACACCACAGAUGUGUAAUACUCAGCGUCAGUGUCACCACACUGAGAUCUGUGUUUGUGUGAGUUGACUUCAUCUUCCCCUUAACUGGUACUCUGCUAAAAACAAGCAGGCUUCUGUCUGUGUCUCUCAGAUGUCUGGAAAGGAGGCACACUGGUGCAUCUUGCACAAUCUCAGCGACAUAACACUCCUGUGAUCCCUGUGUCACAGCAAUUUGCCCUUCAUACCCUAUCCCUUUACUUGCUCCGUGUCCUUGCAUGGUUCCUCCUCCCACCUGCCAGUACAUGCUGUCAGAGCCAGCAGUAGCCCUGAAACCAAAACCAACCGAUAAAUAAUUCAUCUGAACCCACACACUCUGCCAAACUUUCUGCUGCUGUUAGUUAAGAUCACUGAGGAUUAUUUACUGCACUCUGAAGAAAGACGUGUCAGAGGAGAACAGAUUAUAUCAUAAAAAACAGCAAAUAAAUCUAUAAUGAAGUUGAUAAACCGGAUUUGAAGGGUAUCAUCUGUCAUCCAAAUGUGAAUAUGUAGCACUGCCACAGCUUUGAAGAACUGAAGCUGAUAAACAAAUCAUAAAAGACACCCAUUUUAACAGGUUGCUGUUAAAGAAUAUGUAGUAACUUCUUCUAUUUCUUUGGAGACAUAUAACAUUUACAGUCAUGACAGUGUGUCUUCUCCAUUUGCAGAUUUUCCACACCUCUUUUGGCGACAGUGUUUUUUGACCCCCCAAAAAAAUCAUCCUGCUUUUUACAAUCACAUAUAUCACACUGUGAAUAUUUACAGUGAAAAAAACAUGAAUAAAAACAAACCAAAAUUCAAGCUGUUAAUCUGCUUAUCUGGCACAUACCCCAUGGCAUUAGCAUUAAAACUGGCUUUACGCAAAUUGUAAAGUUUGUGUUUUUUCUUGUAGGUUUGAAAGAGACAUUAAGAUUGAUUCAAAUUUUUGUUGUUACCACAGGAAAUUAUUCACAGCAGCUUUAAAGAACAUCCUCAGUCAUACUUAGCUCGAUAUGAAAAUGACCUAUUUAAAAGCAGCGGAUUUGGUGAAAGCCUUUCACUGAAAGACUGCGCAACUAGUUGGGUAGUUACUGUGUUAAAAUGAGAAUAUUCCAGAAGUCCCCAGAAGCAAAUAAAAGACACGCCCUUCAUUUUAAAACAUUGUAUUACAAUCAACUUUGAAAACUGUUCAGUCAAAAUCGAUGACAGAAGGCAGCUUUUGGCACCUCUCACUGUCAGGAUGAGCGUAACCUUAAAGAUGAGCUCCUCUUCAAGAUGCUCCCAGCUUUAUUCUUAGGUCUGACAGUAUGUAGGUCACCGGGCUGGUUUAGGGUUUCCCAGCUGUUUUGGUGGUCAUGCCAACUCUUCAGUUAGUAUUCUGUAACAAAGUCAACCUAUGUGACUUUGCGGCUCCGACUGAACAUGUAAACAGCCGGUCUGUGGGCCAAGAGGGCAGCGUCAACAGAAUAUUUGUGAAGACAGCAACUUUAUUUUAGAUCUGCUUGUUUUUAACGCAGCCUUGAAGCACCUCUGAUCUUUAACGCGGUAGAUCAGUUGUGAUAAGGAUGUUUUGUUUCUUGGACAAAAAAGGAAGCAGGAAAUAAAUAUGCUAAGGGUGCUUGUGAAUGUAUUGAAUGGUAUCAACAUUUCCCCCCAAGCUUCUGUGGUGUUUAGGCAAAAUAAAGUGGCUCUAAAUGACAUAACAACCAAGGCUAAAUGUUUAAACUCUUCUUAUGGACUUGCAUAUUAUACAAAUGCUGCAAGCUGGAAGUUGUUCAACAAACUGGCUCAUUUAUUUUGGGCAAACAACUGAAUUUUGCUCUGAUUUAGGCACAUGAAUAAAGUCUUGAGCUUGGGCCAAUAAGCUGCAAGCUUAUAAGGCCUCGCAAGGCUCACAGCCCAGAUGGGCUUACUGGCACACGUUCAAGACUGUGUUCUUGUACCUAUCAAGGCGUGGAGCAACAUCUUUCUCUUCUCGCACAGGAGCUGAGGUUGGGGGGUACAGUGCUGGCAGUUAAAGCUUCCUGCAGUCUUUCAGUAAUAUUUUACAUUUCUCGUAUGGAAGCAGCGUCCUAUUUUUCUUUGCGUGUAAAUAUGUUUUUCUUGUGCUUUUCUCCUUAAUAGGUCGAAAAUGCACCUGUUCAAAGAGUGAAAAGCCUAGGUAAUCAAGUUACUUUGUUUUCUGUUAUGAGAAAUAAAUUGAAUGUUUAUUUUCAUUGACAUUUCUUUUUCUUUUUAUUUUAUAUUAGACCCAGAGGUCCUGAUGUAGAAACAGGAGGUCCAAGGGGUGAAUACAAAUUUCUCUCAUGUAGUAAUUAUAAUAAUAAUGAAUUUAAUAAUCAUAAUAAUUUUAAUAAUCAUUUUUUAAUAUAUUUUUCUUUUCUUGCAGCCUAA